This is a messenger RNA of Python bivittatus (Burmese python), 3110 nucleotides long. It is a transcript of the gene RTN2, whose product is annotated as reticulon 2. Gene Ontology annotation, cellular component: neuron projection; endoplasmic reticulum membrane; postsynaptic density. Gene Ontology annotation, biological process: brain development; endoplasmic reticulum tubular network formation; neuron differentiation. The record is from RefSeq and is a predicted model, not a curated record. Lineage: Eukaryota; Metazoa; Chordata; Lepidosauria; Squamata; Pythonidae.
GUUCUACUUGGUGCUCUGCUAUGUGGGCAGCGGAGGGCACUCAGAGCUGCUGCGGCCCUGGAUAGGUUGGUCCUCCUUUGAGCCAUUUAUGCACUUGGACACCCCCCCUCCCGGACAGAGACCCGUAUGGACCUCUGAGGUCAAUACCUAUUUUCCACACAGCCCUUUUCAUGAGGCACAAAAAACAGGAUAAAGUAGAUAAAAUCACCAAACACACAACUAGCAAAAUAUGUAGAUUGGCCUUGUCCAACUUAGUGUUCGAAAAAUGUUGGACUACAACCCUCUAAUCUCCCAGCCAGAGUAGGUACAAUGGAUGGUGGUUGGCCUCAGGUUGGAUGUAUAACUCAGCGAAGGUCAAAGUGUGCUUUGCCAAAAGAGUGAUAUUCUUUGGCAAAUUAGAUCUCUGAGAGAAUCCUGCUUUCGAAAUGUUCUUUGGCCUGGGGAGGCUACUGGUGAGUACCAAGGAAGGAGGAAAAUCAUAGCGAAGUCCCCCUCCUCAUCUCUGGCUGCUUCCAAGCAUCUGAUUCCCUGACAUUUCUGCUGCUAGUGUUGAUGGAAGCAGGAGGAACAAGGGUGGAAAGUUGGAUCAGAUCAGCCACGGUGUAGCUUUUGACGAUGCGUUAAGUGUUGUCGAUGUGUCCUAGCGCAGUCAGGAGAUGCAGCUGGUCCAAACCAGCAUGCCGCAGCCAAGCGCUGAACUGUGUAACGGUACUUGCAAGACUUAGUAUCUAGUUUUCUGUAUCAUCCAGGACUUGCUUUGAUCUUCAACCUGUUUUGUAUCAAACAGAAUUACAGUAGAUGGCCCUCCUUCUUCUGCCCCUUAGAAGGCCAAGGCUGGCCAAGUGCCGUCCUGUGUGUGAUCUUGCAGAAGACCACACUUGGCUGCAUGUCCAGAAAUGGCUCCUUUCUUGUCUUCCUUUCUUGCAGAAGAGUCUCCUUCUACUGCCUCUACCACACCUGAUUCUACGGAUGGGGCCAACGAGGAGUCUGACUUCCCUGAACUGCAGACAGCGCGGGAGUUUUCGGAGGAGGAGGAAGAGGGCUCCGUGGAAUGGGGGACCCCACGGGAGCUGACCUUUUCCUAUAUCACCAUUGCUACCCCCUCCGGCAGCAGCCCCAAUUUAGCAGAUCAGGGCCAUCGGGGCAGACGUGACUCCCAGACCCGCCGGACCCGGGCUUCACUGCCCCGCACGGAGACGUGUGAAACUUUUGUGCCCACGCUGGGGGACAGUUUGGAGAACAUUCCCAGCCUCUGCCCGUCUCCAGAAGGAGAGGUGGCCUCGUCUUCAGGCAGUGGCCACGAACUAGAUGCCUUUCUGUUGGACUGGGAUGCCCACGUGGGCUGUGGCAGAGAACUGGAUGCAGCCAAAGGUGAGGAACAUGCAACUCGGUGUCCUGUGCCCCCAUCGCUGGCAGCGGAGGCGGAAGGAGGUAGCAGCACGGCUUGCUCAGGAACAGAUAAUGCCAGAGAGGACCUCUCUCUGCCUGCUGCCUUAGUGUCCCAAUCUGAAGCAGGCACCUCCUGCGGUGCUGACACUCCCCAAGACCGAGCACUGACCUCAGCAGAGUUCUGCCAACCACCCCCACCUGAGGAAGAGGAACAGGAAGAGGGACCAGGCCAGGAACCCCAUUCUGAGCAGCUUCACGUUGAACCAGACCAGUCUGAGCACAUUCUGGAGAGGAACGGCAUAGGCACCCCCUCCAGCCCAGGACUGGUGCUCAGAGAGGUCUCCGCAGAGCGGCAAGGAGCCUCGGAGCUGCAAGAAAAGGGGAUCACCAUGGCGAGCACAGUGGCCGACCUGGUGUAUUGGCGGGACACCCGCAGAUCCGCGUUGGUUUUCACAGCCCUGAUGGUGGCCCUGCUGUGUUUGCUCCACUUCAGCAUCGUCAGCGUGGCCUCCUACCUCUCCUUGGCCGCCCUCAGCAUCACCAUCGCUCUCAGAGGCUACAGCAAAGCGCUCCAGCUCAUUCGCCGGGGAGAUGGCCACCAUCCCUUCCAGGCCCAGCUGGAUGCUGACUUUGGGCUGUCAAAAGAACAGCUGGAGCGACUGACCGAGCGGGUCGUGCAUCAUGUCACUUCGGGCACAAAGACCCUGCAGCGCCUUUUCCUGGUGGAUGACAUGGUGGAAUCUCUCAAGUUUGCUUUCUUGUUCUACGUCCUCACCUACGUGGGAGCUGUUUUCAACGGGCUGACGUUGCUUAUACUUGGUGUAAUAAGUGCAUUUACCUUCCCUCUGCUGUACAGGCAGCAUCAGGCACAGAUUGACCAGUAUGUAGGGCUGGUGAGGAAUCAGUUGAGUAACCUCAGAGCAAAGAUGCUGGCCAAACUGCCAACGGCAAAAGCAAAAGCAGAAUGAGGGACAUUGCUUCUCUUCCCUGCGCACACAGAUGCCAACGCACACACCUGCUUUGUCCCUUUUCUUCCCCAGCCAUUGCAAUAGUGACCCUUCCUAUCCAAAUGUACCACCCCUCCCAUUCUCCUUGGCCUGGAUGGGGUAGGCAGCUGCUGCCUUUCAUACAGCUCCCCUCUGCCCUGGGGCGUCUGAGAAAUUGGAGAACCCUUGUGGGGGGGGCGGGGGGCAAAAGGGACACGGUCCCUUGGCAUCUCAGCCCUGCGGUCUGCACAGGCCGCUUGGUGUGGGAUGAUGGUGGCUGAGCGACGCGUCUCUGGAGCUGCUUCUGACCCUCCUUGCAGCAAGUGGCUGGGGGGGUGGUCUUGAGAGAGCUCCUGCCCCAGGCCCACAUCCAAGGACUUGUCAACCAAAAGCCUAGGGGCUGGUAGCCCAUGGUCCCUCCGUGUCCCGGCAAGCUCCUGCCUGCCUGCCUGCCUGCCUGCCUGCCGUGUUCGUCCCGGGUUCUGAGCUGACACUGGCCAACCUGGAGCAACCUGCUUUCCUCCUGAGGGGGAGCCCCUCGAGGUGGGACAGGACCACCUCAUCCCCUCUGCCCCCUUUCUGUGGGAUGUUGUAGCUGUCACUCCCUGCCCCUAAUCAUGUGCCUGGCUGCGGCUUGGCUAAUCAGGUGGUGGGUUUCGUGCAGCCAGUUCUUUAACUUUGCCUGAAUAUUUACACUUUAAUAAAAACAGUUGUGGGAAAAAAAAAUAUGCAUGA